This is a messenger RNA of Stylonychia lemnae, 483 nucleotides long. Lineage: Eukaryota; Ciliophora; Spirotrichea; Sporadotrichida; Oxytrichidae. The record is from the annotation of a GenBank genome assembly.
AUGAUUCAAGAAAGCAUUGCAGAGGAAGAAGCUGAAUAGUAAUGGAGACUUCUUCCUCUUCCUGAUAAACUUUAACCAGAAAUGAGUAUUAACAGUCUGCAAUUUUCUCCAAAUGGUAAUCUGUAUAUCACAGCAUAUGCUGUUUUGGGUGAAGAUGAAUCAGAUUUGAAAUACUAUGAAGUUCACUACUAUAAUUUUACGACAAAAAUUUGGAAGUAACUAGAGACUUAAUUUGGGAUCAAUGAAAUUGCUUUCACCAAUCUACCUGGGUCAGAUGAAUAUAAUAUGCUAUUGUUUGAUAUUAGUGAUUAUGUCCAUCAAGCUAGUCAUAGAGAUUUCACCAAGUUAAACAAAGUCAAGCAAAUAGUUAUAUCUCCAUCUGGCACCUAUCAUAUUUUAAGAAGUGAGAUUAAUUCGGAUAGUGAUGAACUCCUUGACAAACUUAAACUUCACCUGGAAUAACAGGGUAUAUCUUAUAGGUGA